Molecule: messenger RNA, 1350 nt
Organism: Umbelopsis ramanniana AG
Lineage: Eukaryota; Fungi; Mucoromycota; Umbelopsidomycetes; Umbelopsidales; Umbelopsidaceae
Exons: 5
Coding region: 233-1150 (305 amino acids)
Biological process (GO): positive regulation of SREBP signaling pathway; translational termination; positive regulation of cellular response to hypoxia
Cellular component (GO): nucleus
Molecular function (GO): protein binding
Source: RefSeq, a predicted model, not a curated record
AGCCGUGCUAUGCUCAUUGCAGAAAAAGCCUUCGGUGACAAGGUAUACAAACUGAUAGCAUGCUCAGUUGAUCCCAAAGCAGUGAAAUUCAACUCUUUUGGUUCCUAUCCUACUUUGGUCUCAAGCACUUCACUGACUUUUGAUGACGUCUCGAGCGUUUUUUGCAACUUCCAAGACGUUUAAAAUAUGCUGUCACAAAAACUUUUGAAAAUUUCCAUCCUUCAACCAUACCAUGGCACCUGCAGACAAAAAGCGCCCUAGAGGCUUGAAAGGAGUAGCCGCUCAGAAAGCAGCAAAGAAGUCUAAAAUUGAGGGUGAGGAGGAUAAGACGCAGACGGUCAUUUUGGACAAGGAGGUAGAGGAAGGCGAUGAACUGGGAGAAGUCACCGCUCUGUAUGAAAGUGCCAAAGAAAAAUCAGCCAUGGGUGAAUCAACAGAUGUUGUGUUACCUCUUCUGAGAGGCACUAUUCAUGAAUGCGACAGAAUCCUACGCAACUGGGAGGCCGAGGAACAAAUCCCCGCUUCGUUCCAUCUCACAUACGGCUCUGCUUUAUACGAUCUCGGCACAAUGUUAGACAACAAAGAGCUUGAUUCGUUCUUGAACGCUGCGAAGGAGAGACUGGAAGUUGGAUUUGACACCUUGAAAGAAGUCGGUACUCUCGAAGAAUCAGAUAAGAAAACAGAAAGCAAAUUGCGAAUAGCAAUGGCUAAAUUGAUUCUUAGCAACGCACGCGAAGCGGAUGAAAAUGCCAAAGAGGUUAACAGCAGCAUAUUGAAGGGACUUGAUCAUCUCAAACAAGCAGUGUCAUCCGGACUACUUUCCGACGAUGAUAUUUUGGAGGCUAUCAAUAUUGCACAGACAAAUGCAGAUUUCCAGGAUGCAUUGCAAAACAUGCAACCUCUAAAUGACUGGGCUCAACAGCAGUAUACGAAGCUUCUCAAGGACGAUGAAGAGAAUGUCGUGGCCUUGUCUGGUAUGGGCAAUUGUCAUCUUACUUUGGCCAACUAUUGGUUGGGUAAAGUUGACACUUUGGAUGAAGAGGAAUCUGACACCAAGACUGAAUUGAAGGAAGAAGAAACCAAGGCGGCUGAGCAACUGAAGAAGGGUAAGACUGAUGCAGAAUUUGGGUGUAUUGCCACGGGUGUUUAACACAUUUGUCAAUCAGGUAUUGACUAUUACAAACGAGUGUUGUCUGUACCGGAGAUCGACUUGGAAGUCAAGGGAGAUAAUACCAUCAACCUAGCUGAAGCAUUGAUCAACCUGGCCAAUGUGACGAUAGAUGAGGAGGAGCAGCAGAAGAAAUAUCAAGAAGCUGUUACUCUUUUGUCCGAAUUCAAGGAGCAAACUGG